Messenger RNA from Acytostelium subglobosum LB1, 1362 nucleotides. RefSeq lists its product as hypothetical. Gene Ontology annotation, molecular function: cysteine-type endopeptidase activity. Lineage: Eukaryota; Evosea; Eumycetozoa; Acytosteliales; Acytosteliaceae. The transcript has 2 exons. Gene Ontology annotation, cellular component: lysosome. Gene Ontology annotation, biological process: immune response. Bases 1 to 1362 code for a protein of 453 amino acids. The record is from RefSeq and is a predicted model, not a curated record.
AUGUUCUCAACAAAGUUUGCCAUUGCUUGCUGCAUGGUCCUUUUGGCCGUUGCCACUGCCAACGCUGCCUUCACCGAGCGUCAGUACCAAGACACCUUCAUCAGCUGGAUGCAGACCAACAACGUCAAGUACGCCGCCACCGAGUUCAACACUCGUUUCGCCAUCUUCAAGGCCAACAUGGAUUAUGUCCAGAAGUGGAACGCCAAGGGAUCUACCACCGUGCUCGGCCUCAACAUCUUUGCCGAUAUCAGCAACGAGGAGUACCGCCGCAUCUACCUCGGAACCAAGAUGGACGCCUCAUCCCUCUUGGACGUCCGCGCCGCCCGUCACUUUGACCGCACCUUCAACGUUCUCGCUCUCAACUCGACCGUCGACUGGAGACAGAAGGGCGCCGUCACCGCCGUCAAGAACCAAGCCCAAUGUGGUUCAUGCUGGUCUUUCUCCACCACUGGCUCCAUCGAGGGAGCUCACCAGAUUGCCACCGGUAACCUCGUUGCCCUUUCCGAGCAGAAUCUUAUGGACUGCUCCUGGGCUGAGGGUAACAUGGGUUGUGACGGAGGUUUGAUGGGUGCUGCCAUGGAGUACGUCAUCAAGAACGGAGGUAUCGACACUGAAGCCUCGUACCCAUACCGUGCCGUCAGCAGCAAGAACUGCCGCUACAACGCCACCAACUCUGGUGCCACCAUCACCUCGUACGCCAACGUCACCUCUGGCUCUGAGGUCUCUUUGAUGUCCUUUGCCAACAACGGUCCAGUCUCCGUCGCCAUCGAUGCCUCCCACAACUCCUUCCAGUUGUACCAGUCUGGUAUCUACUACGAGCCAGAGUGCUCCACCACCGAGCUCGACCACGGAGUCCUCGUCGUCGGAUAUGGUUCUGGCCCACAGUCAUCAUCGACCACCGCCACCACCGUCACCUCCUCCACCACCGGUUCCGCCACCUCAGGUACCAUCACCUCUGGUAACUCCACCGCCUCUGGUUCUGCCUCUGCCACCGGUUCCUCAUCUGGUUCCUCAUCUGGUUCCUCAUCCGGUUCCUCAUCGGGCUCAAGCUCUGGUAACUCCACUGCCUCCAGCUCUGGUUCCUCAUCCGGUUCCUCAUCUGGUUCCUCAUCCGGUUCCAGCUCUGGUUCCUCAUCUGGCCAGACUGCCUCAUCCUCCUCAUCUGCCACCACUGCCACCACCACCACCACUACCUCUGGCAGCACCGGUUCAUCAUCAACUGGUGGCGGCAAUGAGAACUUCUGGAUUGUCAAGAACUCCUGGGGUCCAAACUGGGGUCUCCAAGGCUACAUCCUCAUGUCAAAGGACAGAAACAACAACUGUGGAAUAUCAACAAGUGCCUGUCAACCCAGCACCAAUUAA